AUGGCGCAGUCCAAUUUCCCAGUGAUGACUAAAGAGGCGGCGGAAAAGACUGCUCGGUCAAUAUUUGUGGGCAAUAUUCCUUACGAAGCAACUGAAGAAAAGCUCAUUGAAUUAUUCAGCAAGCCGAAAGGUUACGGAUUCUGUGAGUACAAUAAUCCUGCGAUUGCCGCAAGUGCUCUGCGAAAUCUGCAGAACAUCGAAUUUAAUGGGCGUCCUUUACGAAUAGGACCGGCUGCCGGUGAACAGAAUUCAGCGGAAUUAGCUCUCAGUAAUCCGGCGGUAGGACCUCCUCUGGAAAGUCCCUACGGUGAUCCGGUUGACCCACAAACUGCCCCAGAGACAAUUAGUCGUGCGGUAGCCAGUUUACCUCCGGAACAAAUGUAUGAACUUAUGAAACAAAUGAAGUUAUGUAUUCAAAACAACCCGAACGAAGCGCGAAAUAUCCUUCUUCAGAAUCCACAACUUGCCUAUGCUCUGCUCCAAGCACAAAUCGUGAUGAAAAUUGUGGAUCCAAAGGUUGCCAUUGCCAUGCUUAAUCGUAGCCAUGACCAAAUUCCGCCAGCAAUGCCAGAUGACAAAGAAACUCCAACGAAACCAGCCCCCUCCACAGUUCCGUCCUCAAUGCCUGGAACAGCGACGGGGACCACUUCGAUACCUCCUGGAAUGAUGAAUCCGAAUAUCGCUUCUGGUAGCAUGCAUGGGAUGCCACCUAAUUCUUAUCCCCCUCAAAAUACUGGAAUAAUGCCUGCUGGUCCCGGGAGCAACCUUCCACCGGGCCCAUAUACUGUCGAUCAGCAUCCCAUGGGUGCCCCACCUAAUCCCGGCACAAGUGGAAAAACGCUGACCAAAAAGAAAUCUAUGCAGCCCGUUCAGACGAUAGAACAAUUGUCAGUAUUGAGGUCGUUGCAGAUAACCCCAGCGAUCGCGGCGGCAGCUGCGGCUAGCAUGGGUCCGAACAGUCUACUGGCUGGACAAGGCGAACAGGAGAAGGUUGCACUUAUCAUGCAAGUGUUACAGUUGUCCGACGAGCAGUUGGCCAUGCUUCCAGAUGAUCAACGUCGCAGCAUAAUGAUCUUAAAGGAGCAGCUGGGAAAAACUGGUGCAAUCUGA
This is a messenger RNA of Echinostoma caproni, 1110 nucleotides long. Lineage: Eukaryota; Metazoa; Platyhelminthes; Trematoda; Plagiorchiida; Echinostomatidae. The record is from the annotation of a GenBank genome assembly.